AUGAUGUCCCAAGCUGCUAUGCAGGUCGAGAAGGCCGUUGGCCACGGCGGUGAAGCCACAACUGCGCAGAACGUCACAAAUCCUGGCAACUCCCCAGACUAUGCUCACCCAUCAGGAGAGAAGAUGAAGGCUCUGGCAUGGAUGGGAAAGAACAAGGUCGAGAUGAUUGAGUGUCCCAGGCCCAAAGUCAUGGAGCCUCGUGAUGUCAUCGUCAAGGUUACUGGGUCCACAGUCUGCGGCUCAGACCUGCAUCUGCUCCACGGCACAGUCGUCGAGCUGCAAAAGGGUGACAUUCUCGGACACGAGUUCUGCGGUGUCGUAGACGAGGUCGGUAGCGAGGUUACAAAGUUCCAAAAGGGCCAGCGCGUGGUCGCAUCCUUCCAGAUCGCAUGUGGUGACUGCUUCUACUGCAAGCAGAAGCUUUCAUCACAGUGCGAGAAGACGAAUGACAACACAAUUGAGAAUGCCAUGUAUGGCGGCCGCACAGCAGGCAUGUUCGGUUACUCCCACUUCACAGGUGGCUUUGCUGGUGGACAGUCUGAGUACACUCGUGUCCCGUACGGAGACGUCAACCUGCUUCCUCUUCCCGAUGAUGUUCCCGAUGAGGAGGGUCUCUUCCUUUCCGAUGUCCUGUGCACAUCAUGGCACGCUGUUGUCGACACUGGUGUGAAGAAGGACGAUGUCGUCGCCAUUUGGGGUGCCGGACCUAUCGGACAAAUGGCUGCAGAGUUCUCCCUCCUGAACGGCGCAAAGAAGGUCAUCAUGAUCGACUCGAACUGGCGAUUGGACUUCAUCAAGAAGAACUACCCCCACAUCGAGACCAUUGACUUCUCCAAGCUCGGCAAGGGCGAGUCAGUGACAAGCAAGCUCAGAGAGAUGGUUGACAACCGCGGUCCCGACGUUUCCAUCGAGUGCGCGGCCGGCGAGUAUGCAAAGGGCUGGGCCCAUUAUUUCGAGAUGAUGCUCGGUCUCGAGACAGACACUUCUGAGCUCGUUAACGAGAUGAUCACCAGCACAAGAAACUUCGGUAGCUGCGGUAUCACCGGUGUCUACGUCGGAUUCACAAAUCACUUCAAUAUUGGCUCGCUUAUGGAGCGCGGUAUUCGCCUGAUCGGCAACGGCCAGGCCCCUGUGCACAAGUACUGGGAGUCGCUCCUGAAGAUGAUCCAGGAGAAGCAGAUCCACCCGUCGAAGAUGGUGACACACCGCGUCAGCCUCGACGAUCUGGACAAGGUGUACUACAAGUUCGAGGAGAAGGCCGACGGCAUGCAGAAGGUGUUUGUCGAGACAAAAUGGUCCUUCCCUGCAUCAGAGAGCUCGCCACCUCUCACCAGGUACUAG
Molecule: messenger RNA, 1341 nt
Organism: Ascochyta rabiei
Lineage: Eukaryota; Fungi; Ascomycota; Dothideomycetes; Pleosporales; Didymellaceae
Exons: 3
Coding region: 1-1341 (446 amino acids)
Molecular function (GO): zinc ion binding; oxidoreductase activity
Source: RefSeq, a predicted model, not a curated record